This is a messenger RNA of Paramecium pentaurelia, 3026 nucleotides long. NCBI's taxonomy places the organism in Eukaryota, Ciliophora, Oligohymenophorea, Peniculida, Parameciidae. The record is from the annotation of a GenBank genome assembly.
AUGAGUGACUAGGAUUCUGGUUUUCAUUUUCCAAAGCCAGUUCAAAAUCAAAUAGAAAUCGCUAAUAGAACAUAUAGUGAAAUCCUAAUGGAACAGAUUGUAAACGAUGAUGACUUCUUAUAUCAAUCCAUGAUAGAUGAUGAUCAAUAUUCUAGAGCCAAAGUAAUUCCUACAAUGGCUAAUUAAACUAUUAUAUGCAGAAAUACAAUAGAAAUGAAGAGAUAAUAACCAAAUAUAUUUUAAAGAUGUUUUGGAGGAAAGAAAUCUUAAAAUAAGGUUACAAUGGCCUAGAUCAUUGAUCUUAGAUAAAAAGAAUUAUUUAAUGAUUAUGUAUAUGAGACUGAAAAAGAGGGAUUUCUAAAAGAUGUCUAAAAGUACAUUCAUAAAGUCAAAGUUCUUGAACCAGAUUCUUAAUUUUAUAUAUUUUGGUAGGUAUUAAAUAGUGUGUUAGUAAUCAUAUUCUUCUUUUAAAUACCUUUUGUUUUUGCAUAUCAACCUCUUAUACUAGAGAAUAAAUCAAUUGACUAUUAAAACUAUUAGAUUUUUGAAACAUAUACAUUAAAUUUAGGAUUAGUAAUAUUUAUUAUUGAUAUUGCUCUUACUUUUAAUAUUGCUUAUUACAAAUAAGGAUAUUUAGUUAGUGGUAGAAAACAAAUUGCAUUAAACUAUUUAAGAACUUAUCUUAUCUUAGAUUUGAUACCAUUAUGUUGUUUAAUUGAAUAUCGUACAUUUCUUCAUUAUAAUAGAUAUUUUGGAUUUGAAAUAUUUUUAUUCAUUCUUAAAAUUUACGAAGUCUUUAAAACUAGUAAAAUGAUAUAAGAAUAUCUAUAAUUAGAACCUUCAAAAUUAGCAAAAUAUAGAUUUUUAGUUGUUAUGUUGACUAUUACAUGGUUAUGUCAUUUAUUUGCUUGUGUAUUUUUUUUUAUUGGAAGAAGGGAAUUAAAAAAAGGAUAUGACAGUGCAUCUUGGUUAAGUGAAAGUGAUUUAAUAACAAUGCAUGGUGGAUAUACUACAUUAUAACAACACAUAUUUGAAUUACAUUUAUAUUCAUUUUAUUGGGCAGUUACUACUAUGAUAUCAGUUGGAUAUGGAGAUGUGACUCCAAAAAAUGCUUGGGAAGUUGUUGUUACUGUAGUGACAUAAUUUAUCUCUUGUAUUGUUUUUGCUUAUUCUGUUAAUGCAAUUUGGGAAAUGAUUAAUUAAUAGAAUGAAAAUAAAUAGAAAUUUCAGUAUUUCUUAAAACAUUAUUUAUUCUAGAAAAUAUGUUAAUGCAAUUGAAAGAUUCAUGAGAGAACACAAUGUAGAUAGAAAAUUAAAAGCUAGAAUUGAAGCCUACUUAUAUCAUCUAUGGGAAACAGAAAAAGCAAGAGAUCAUGAAUUAGAAUAAGCCAUGAUAUUAAAAUUAGCUCCUGCUCUUAAAGAAGAAUUAAUUUAUUAAACUUUAGGCAAAAUGUUCAAUCAUAAUCAAUUCUUUAGUUAAUUUUAAUAAGAUCUAUUAAUUGAAUUAGCAUAAGAUAUUUAAUAAUAAUAUUAUUCUUAAGAAGAAGUGAUAUUUCAAGAGAGAGAAGAAAUAGAUGAUUUUCCAGUCUUCUUUUUAACAAAGGGUUCUGUAGAAAUAUAUUUAGAUAGUGAAAAGAGAAUAAAAUUACAUAUUAUGAAAUAAGGAAUAUUUGGAAUAGUUGCAUUUAUUACUGGUUAUAAAAGAACAGCUUCUGCUCGUUGUUUAACAUAUUCAGUUAUAUAUAAAUUAUCUAGAAUUUAAUUUUUAAAAAGAUUAGAGAAAUAUUCAAUAGAUAAAUAGAAAUUCUUUGAAAUCCGACAUCAAGUUCUAUUUAAUAAUAAUUAUGUUAAAUAUUAAUUAAAAUGUUAUAUUUGUGAAAGUAAAAAACAUUUAGCUAUUAAUUGUAAAAAGACUUUGUAUAUACCUGAAAAAAUUUCAAUUAUUUUAGAGACUUACAAUUUUAAGAAUCCUAGAAAUCCAACAUAUUAAAGAAGAGUAGUUAAAUAAUAGUUUAAAGCUCUAUCUCAUAUAAAGGAAGUUUAAUUUAAUGCUGUUGCUAUUAAAAAGUACUUCUAAAAUAUCACAUUUACUUAAAAUUCAAGUGAUGAAGAUAUAGAAUAUAGUUCAGAUGUAGAUGAUUAUGAAGAGGAAAUGGAAGAUAUUAAAAAGAUAGUUGAAUAAGAGAAAGAAAAAGCAUAAUUAAGAAAAAGAGGAUAAUGGAUAGCUGAUGAUGAUUAUGAAAUGAAGAUUGAUGAAUGUAAAGAUCAUCAUAGUGUAGAAUUAUCUGAUGGAUUUAGAAAGUCUUAACAUUUAAUUAAACAUUCUGAUGAGGAAAUCAAAAAGAAAUCAAAUGAUCAUAAAAAAAAGAAAUUCGAAAGUUUUGUUAAAUUAUAAAAAUUUAGGAAUGUUAGAACAUCAUCUAUGUCUAGUUUAACUCCUAUUUAAGAAUAAGUUAAGAAACCAUCUUUAGUAAAAAAAGACAAAGAUAAAAAUUAAAUAAUACCAAAUAAUUAUUUAGCAUAAAGAAAGAAGAGUAAAUUAUUAUUAUAAAAUGAAAUUCAAUUAUGUGAUAAAUCAUAAUAAAUACAUUAAUCAAAUGAAAAAUUAGAUAAAGUAUAAUCACCUGAUCGAUAUAUUUAUUAUGAAUCUAAAAAAAGUGAACUUAUAAGAAAAAUGAAAUUACUUUAAAUAGCUUAACCUAAAAAUAAAGAAAUAUAAUCUAUUAUAGAUGAAAUUAAGUAACUAAUUAAUAUAUUAUAAUAGAAUUUUUAUAUAACAUAGUUAAUAAGGUAGUGUUCUUACCAAAGAGACCAGCUCUGCUUUGAAGAUUGAGAAGGUUGAUAAUAAUAUUUAAUAAUUUGAUACUCAUUCUGAUGUUGAUAGUUAAUUUAGCAUUGAUCAAAUGUCUAAUUUUGAUGCUUUCUUUGAAGAAGAGAAUCCAGAUAAAAUAAUUAAGAAAUUCAAAAGACAAGUUAAAGAAAAACUUAAAUAAAGAAGAACUACAAUGAUGAGACAAUUUGUUUGA